ACUCGAAAUAUUCACUUUUACAUAAUCAAAAGUUACCAAUGACGUCAUACUAUAGCUAUAUUAUGUUACGCUUCAUGUAUGUUGCCUUGGGAAACGAAACGAGGCGCUUCCUGCGACUUUGCGAUUGAAACUGUGUGCAUAUUUGGUUUACUUUGCGAGUUUAGCUUUAUUAAACAACACCAUGUCUGAAGUUGAAGAAACCGUAAAGAGAAUACAAGCCCAUAAAGGAGUUAUCGGUAUUAUUGUGGUCAACCCAGAAGGAAUUCCGAUCCGAACAACAUUGGAUAAUUCAACAACUGUUCAAUAUUCUGGACUCAUUCAUACGCUCACAAUGAAAGCUCGAAGUACCGUUCGGGAUAUUGAUCCACAAAACGAUCUCACUUUUCUACGUCUCAGAUCAAAGAAACACGAAAUUAUGGUCGCUCCAGACAAAGAAUAUCUUCUCAUUGUCAUACAAAACCCAGCAGAAUGAUCAAUUUCAGAAUUUCACACUUGUCUAUUUUUUUGAAAUUAUUCUUUGCAGUUGUAGCAUUUCCUCAUUGUAUUUAUAUCCAGUCCGUUGAAAAAAAACUUUCUAAACAAAUAUUCUUAUAGUAUAAUACUUUUGUCUUAUCUUGGUAUCAGUAUCUAUGAUUUUUUCCCCUUUGCUCAAAUGUUUAAUCAGUCAAAGAUACACCAUUAUUUAAACAUAUUGAACGCUCAUUUCAGCGAUAAGUGGCCGAUGGCACCUGAAAAAUGAUCUUUAAAUAUAUAGUUAUUUUGACUCCAUACCUGUUUCAUUAUAAAGAAAAAAAAUGAUUUGUUAAAUUUCAUUAUUUUGUAUCACAUUCACAGAUAUAAUGAUUCAGGAAAUAAAAUUUUCUGGCAAUAAACAAGUAACAUGUGUAAACACUGAACUGUGAAUAAAUAUGUUUUCUGGUCUAUAGUACUUAAUUGCUAUCAAUUUUCAAAGUUUAUACAAAUAUUUAUUGUUAGUGAUAUUGUUAAUGUUAUGCAGAUGCACAGGCAUGAAAAUUACAAUUUUGUACUGCUAUUAUAGAAUAUCGGCAAAAUU
Styela clava is the source of this 1054-nucleotide messenger RNA. RefSeq names its product dynein light chain roadblock-type 2. Gene Ontology annotation, cellular component: cytoplasmic dynein complex. Lineage: Eukaryota; Metazoa; Chordata; Ascidiacea; Stolidobranchia; Styelidae. The record is from RefSeq and is a predicted model, not a curated record. Gene Ontology annotation, biological process: microtubule-based movement.